Molecule: messenger RNA, 782 nt
Organism: Oncorhynchus gorbuscha (pink salmon)
Lineage: Eukaryota; Metazoa; Chordata; Actinopteri; Salmoniformes; Salmonidae
Exons: 3
Coding region: 138-782 (214 amino acids)
Source: RefSeq, a predicted model, not a curated record
GGGGGAGAGAGAAAGCACAGGGAGACGACCGGAUUACGCUCAGACAGACACGAUGCGCGCUUUGGGUGAUUCGCGACCUUAAACCAUUUUCUGGUUGAUUGACAAGCCCGUCGUCUAAUCAAAUCGAAUCGUCGACCAUGAUUGCAACAGGGGGCCUCCUGCGUAUAAACCGGCGCCAGGACUCCCAGCACUCUAAGAACCAAGCUGAGAACAAGAGGAAUAGGAAACAAGCCAAGAGAAAGAAGAACGAUUUAGUGGUGGUGAAGGGGAAACUCAAACUGUGUUCCCCGCCUGGGCUGGUGGCCACGGUGGGACUGGUGGUGUUGAUGGUUGGGAUAGCCAUGGCUGUACUGGGCUACUGGCCACAUGAAGGCCACAGCCAGGGGAAGGCAUCCGGGGUAUCACCAGGGGAGGAGCGGACAGACAACGGCAGGAUGAGCUACUCCAAGAGCCCCCUGGUGUCUGUCACCUGGAGCGAUAAUAAGGACAACAACACAGCCAUCCAGACUGUUGGGGAGUUGACCAACCAGACUGUUGGGGAGUUGACCAACCAGACUGUUGGGGAGUUGACCAACCAGACUGUUGGGGAGUUGACCAACCAGACUGUUGGGGAGUUGACCAACCAGACUGUUGAGGAGUUGACCAAACAGACUGUUGGGGAGUUGACCAACCAGACUGUUGGGGAGUUGACCAACCAGACUGUUGAGGAGGACCAACCAGAGUUGACCAACCAGACUGUUGACCAACCAGACUGUUGGGGAGUUGACCAACCAGACUGUUGA